Molecule: messenger RNA, 2771 nt
Organism: Astyanax mexicanus (Mexican tetra)
Lineage: Eukaryota; Metazoa; Chordata; Actinopteri; Characiformes; Acestrorhamphidae
Gene: def6b
Product: DEF6 guanine nucleotide exchange factor b
Exons: 11
Coding region: 226-2055 (609 amino acids)
Cellular component (GO): nucleus; cytoplasm
Source: RefSeq, a predicted model, not a curated record
AAGGAAAACAAGAAAGAGAAAGAGAGAGAAGGAAAGAGAGAGAGAGAGAGAGUUUGUACGAGAAACAAAAGAAAACAAAAGAAGGAGAAGGAAAGAGAGAAGGAGAGAGGGCUAAUUAAGUGAGGAUAGAGAGAUAAAAAAGUGAGAAAUAGAUAGAAAAGACAGAGAAAGAGAGAGAGCGAGAUCGAGAAAGAGAAGAAAGGAGAGCAGUUAGAGGAGUGAGGGAUGGAGCUCCGAGCCGAGCUGCUGAAGAGCAUCUGGUACGCCUUCAACUCUCUGGACACGGAGGACAGCGGGAAAGUGUCCAAAUCACAACUAAAGGUACUUUCGCAUAAUCUAUACAGUGUGUUUCGGAUUCCUCAUGAUCAGGCGGCUCUGGAGCAGCACUUCAGUGAUGAUGACGACGGACCCGUUUCCAGCCAGGGAUACAUGCCCUACCUCAACAAAUUCAUACUGGAUAAGGUAGUGGAAGGCACGUUUGAUAAAGAGCAGGUGGAUGAACUGUGCUGGACACUCUGCUCUAAGAAGAACUAUCGUCCCAAUGGUGCCGCAGUUCUGUCCAAUAAAGACGCCGGACGCCUGUGGUGUCUCUUCAACUUCCUUUCUGAGGACAAAUACCCACUAACGCUCGUCCCCGAGGAGGUGGACUACCUGCUGAAGAAGAUCUGUGCGGGGCUGAGUGUGGAGCUGAACAGUGUGGAUGUGGAGGAGUUCUGGAGUCAGGAGUGUGUGCAGGAGGGCAUGAGUGUGUGGAGUUUUCUGGAGCUGGUGAACUCCGGGGUUCUGGGUCGAGGUCUGGAGAGAGAGCGUCUCAGCUCGGCUAUAGAGGACGUGUACCGGGAGAUGGUCGGAAACGUCCUGAAAGAGGGGUACCUGUGGAAGAAGGGUCACCUGAGACGGAACUGGACGGAGCGCUGGUUCUGUCUGAAGCCCAGUGUUCUGAGUUAUUACACCAGUGAGGACAGAAAGGAGUGUAAGGGCAACAUCGAGCUGGACCAGAACUGCUGUGUGGAGGUUCUCCCAGAGAGGGAGGGGAAGAGGUGUAUGUUCUGUGUGAAGACUCUUAAUAAGACGUAUGAAAUGAGCGCACCGGACAGCAAGCAGAGACAGGAGUGGACAGCAGCGAUCCAGCUGGCGAUCCGCCUGCGCUCUGAGGGGAAGAACUCGCUGCAUAAGGAGCUGAAGCUCCGGCGGCAGGAGGUGCGGGAGGAGCGGGAGAGGAGGCAAGCCCUCAGGGAGCAGGAGACCCAGAGACUGCAGGACCUGCAGGGGGAGAAGGAGCAGAAGCAGGUGGAGCUGGAGCUCCUGAAGGAGGCGCAGAAACAGGCUCAGGCUACGCUCCUGCAGGAGGAGGAGAGGAGGAGGAAGCAGCACCAGGAGCUGCAGAGAGCGCUGGAGGAGCAGCUGCAGCAGGCGGAGGAGGCCCGUGCGAGUAUGCGUGAGGAGAUGGCUCAGAAGGAGGUGGAGGCGGAGCGUCAGCGGAGGAGGAUCAGGGAGCUGGAGGAGCUUCAGCAGCGUCUGGAGGAGGCGCUGCACCAGGAGAUCAAAGCCAGACAGGACGAGGAGAAUUACAGAUACACACAAACCAGGCUCCUGGCGGAGGAGGAGGAGAAGACGAAGGCUCUGCUGUCUCUGCAGGAGGAGCAGGAGGAGCUGCUGGAGGAGAUGCAGAAGGAGAAGAGGGAGCUGAGGAGGGAGAUGGAGGAGAAAGCCGGGGCUCUGGAGGAGGCUCACAGACAGCUGGAGAGCGUCCGCGCCAGCAGACACAGGCUGGAUCAGGACAUAGCUGCGGCUCAGAGGAAGCAGAGACAGGCCAGCACCAACGUUAAACACUGGAACGUCCAGAUGACCCGGCUGAUGCACCCCAUCGGCCCUGGAGACCGCAGAGCUUCAGCUCCAGCCAUGCGAGUUCCGUCUCUGGGGGGCGGCGUACCUCCGGCCACCAGGAGCAGCGUCCACGAGACCAACCGGCAGAACGGAGACGGAGAAAAGGAGGAGAGGACGAACGGAGAGAACCCUCGAGCGCUCCACAAAGCUUAUUCUGAACCUGUGUAGAGCAGAGCGCACAUUAAAGCGAUAGUUCAACAACAUACCACAUGAUCAGAUCUAUUACUGAACACCUUCAGCCUGUUUAGAGGAGAGCGUGUGAUGAUUUAGCGCCUUGUAGUUAGCACCAUGCUAAUUGGUGGGGUGUGAGCUUCCAUUACUGGUUAGCUAGCUAUAUUAGCCUCGUAGCUCCAGUGUAAAACAUCAUGAAGCGUGAAGCAUUAAACAUUUCCUGGCUAAUUAACUACUGAACUUGCUGAACUAUCGCUUUAAAGGCAUCUCUGUGUUUUAUUAUUGUAAAUUCUCCAGACGAGGGUUACGGUUCGUUUAACUCUAAAGCAGGGGUGUCCAAACUUUUUUUGUUGGGGGCCAGAAGGAGAAAUAUAUUUGAAGUCACGGGCCACAGACUCUAUAAUAAAACAAAUAAUAAAAUAUACCACUUAUAAUUAAAUUAUACUUAUUAAAUAAUACUUUUUUCCUGAUGAUUUCAUUUACACACCAUUUUACUUGACUUACUAUCUUUAUCUUUGACAGUGUUGUGUAAACUAAGAUUUUUCAAAUUGAUGUUUCAUUUCAUGAUGUCUCUUAAUAUUAAACUCCAUAAUUACGGCAACUUUUAGACUCUUUGCCCCGUUUUUCUGCGCUAGAAAUGCGCACUCUCUCCGUUUUUAGACUCUUUGGCCCGUUUUUCUGCACUAGAAAUGCGCACCCACUCCGCUUUUAGA